AUGCCUUCAUACCAGUUACUUCUAGCAGAAGCACUCUUCGGGGCGACAGUGAUCAGUGGCUUCGCACUUUUUCUCGCGCGGUCUCGACAGCGGAAGAUACGCUUGUCGACUACCCAAGCCGCUAGUUUGGCCAGCGAUUUGAACCAGGAUGAUCCUUUUAAUGUGACCAAACCGGAAGAUUUUAUCAGUGGAGAACCAAUUGACGAAGAUGCCUUCUGGCUCAAAAUGCGCAACAGGAAAUCACUGCUAGUUUUGCUUUCAGCCGUGAUCCUUGUGCUUGAGGGCGUUUCCCUGGGCUGGUCGGCCUACUCAGAUGGUCAAAAUACGCUUGCAGAACAUAUAUUUCGGACUACGUUUGGACUAUACGUUGGCGUUCUAGUCAUUCGUUCUGUUACCCCGGAUCGUCAUUCUGAGUCGGUGAUACAUAUCACUGCCUUGACCUUCUUCUCCUCGGUCCUUCACUUCGUCGCAUCAAUCCUUCCUUCGUCUGACUCUAUCUCGGCACACAAUCCACAAGCUUUUCCUCCCUUACUCGCUUUCUGGUAUAGCAAGACCGCAUUGUAUACGUUGACUUUUGCGAUAAUUGCGACAACACCCCGUGGACCACCGUUGCACUUUUCUCCCUCAUUCAUCUACUCUAAAAAAACUAUCGAUGACACGACCAAUAAAUCGUACGAGAACGUCUGUGGCCUUCCGAACGCCUCUGUGAUCGAUGUUCUGUUUUUCCGUUAUGUGACCCGUGUCAUUCAGCUUGGAACUUCCGUUUCGGUUGAAAUCGGCGACUUGCCAAUCAUUCCGGUUAAUAUGCGAGCGACUUAUCAGUUCUUUAGGGUGCGCACGAAUCUUCGUGCAAAUCCUCUCAAGCCAGGAUGGGACCUCGCUUGGCGCCUCAUCAGUAUCAAUAAGCUUGCAUUUACUGCAGAAAUAAUCUUGGCCGUCGCAGCUGCUCCUAUGUGGUUUGGGUCCCCGUUCUUCGUUCGCAAGCUCAUCGCAUACCUAGAAGACGAUCCUGGCCGCCUCAAUAAAGGAUGGGGAUGGGUAUAUACUUUUGGACAAUUUGCAUGCCUUGUUAUUGUCGCGCAGCUCAACUCUCAAAUGUGGUACUUUGCAACUUCCGUUAUCCAAAUUCGCUUGCGGGCGCAGGUCAAUACCAUGCUUUUCGCAAAAACUCUCGUUCGGAAGGAUGUCGUGUCUUCUGGUACCUCCCCGUCCGACGAGGGAAAUGAUAAAAAAUCGAAAACUGCGGAUGGAGAAAACAAAGAGAAGGACGAAGAAGAGAACGAAUUUUCGAGCAAAGCCCAGGUCAUGACUUUGAUGACCACCGAUGUUGAUCGGAUCGCAGAGUUUUCUUACCAUCUUUUUGCCAUUACGGAUUCUCCGAUCGAGAUUGUUGUAGGGACGACGUUGCUCUAUAGCAUGCUUGGUGUUUCGUGCUUCAUUGGUCUUGCGGUCAUCUGUCUCUUCUUGCCAUUAAAUCACCUGGCAGGUAAAGUAGUGAUCACUACACAGGACAAUUUGAUGAAAGCCAGGGACGAACGGGUCUCACUCAUGAACGAGAUACUGGGUGGCAUCCGCAUGCUGAAGUUCAUGGCAUGGGAGCGCAGCUUCGAAAAGCGCGUGAUGAAAAUUCGUGAGAGAGAACUGAAAUACCAAAAGUUGAACUACAAGAUUGAGGCACGGUUUAGGGAGGCGUCUCCUCUCAUUGUCACCCUAGUUUGUUUCUGGCACUUCGCGGUCUGGCGCCAGCAGACAUUGACCCCCUCUAUCGCCUUCACAUCUAUGUUGGUUUUCAACGAAAUGCGUUUUGCGAUGAACGCACUCCCAGAAACUUUCAUUAACCUGCUUCAGGUCCAUGUUUCCCUCAAGCGGAUUGGGAAGUACCUCCAACUAACUGAGGUGGAACCUAUACCUUCGCUCUCGGCUGCGCCAGCCAUUAAUACCAUUGCUGUUCAAUCUGCUAACAUCACAUGGCCUCGUGAUCGUUCUGCGGACUCAUCGGCAGCUUCCACACCCCGGCAUAAAUUCAUGCUCGUCGAUCUUGCUCUGAAAUUUCCUGAAGGACAACUUUCACUUGUUUGUGGCAAGCUGGGCAGUGGAAAGACCCUGUUAUUAUUAGCUUUACUCGGCGAGGCGGAUGUCCUCACCGGCCAGGUCAUUUGUCCGCGCUCACCACCAGACGCGCUUGCUUCCUUUGCGGAUCAGAAGGUCACACAGGAAGAGUGGAUAGUGCCUGGCGUUUGCGCCUACGUACCACAGGCUGCCUGGUUGCGAAAUGCUUCUAUUCAAGACAACAUCCUGUUCGGUCUACCGCUUGACGAAGAGCGAUAUCAUAAGACAUUAGAGGUCUGCGCGCUCAUAAGCGAUCUCAAGAUCCUUGAAGACGGAGACCAGUCCGAAAUUGGCGAGCGUGGCGUGAACUUGUCAGGUGGACAAAAAGCUCGAGUUUCCUUGGCUCGGGCUGUUUACUCCCGGGCAUCCAUACUGUUGCUCGACGACGUUCUGUCUGCUGUUGACGCUCACACGGCUCAUCACAUCUACUCCAAGUGCAUUAAAGGAGAGCUGAUGCAUGGGCGAACGGUGAUCCUUGUGUCACACCAUGUCCAACUUUGCUUGACCGGUGCUUCAUAUGUUGUCGCUCUUGAUAACGGCCAUCUUCUAUUCGCUGGUGAACGCGAGGCCUUUGAAGCAUCUCCUGUGAAGGGGACAUUAGUGCAGACCAUAGGUGGCACUGACAAGGAGCGGGAUACGGCAAGCACUUCGAAGAGUCCGUCAGUGUCUGCAGGCCAUUCUCCUGUUGCCACCCUCGUGCAAGAUGACGUGGAGCCUGACCCGAUAUCCGAGACGAGCUCCACCGUGGUCAAUGAGCCGCAAGCAAAUGUGGGGCGGAAAGCACCUAGGAAAGUUGUGGAGGACGAGAAACGCGCUGUAGGGCGCGUGAGUCGUGAUGUCUGGGAGCUUUAUGUGAAGUCAUUUGGCGCCUACGGUUACUGGGCAUGGUUCUUGUCCGUUCUCGCGUUGGGUGCUCUCUGUCCUGUUGCAGAGAACUGGUGGCUCAAGAUAUGGUCGGGAUCGAGUACAGAAGAGGCUGAGGCCAAAGGACCGGUGUAUUACAUUGUGGUUUAUGCUGCAAUCACUCUCACAGGUGUCUUGUUUUCGACCUAUAGAUUCUUCGUACUAUAUAACGGUUCCAUCCAUGCGUCGACCGUUUUAUACCAACAACUUCUGGAAACUGUGUUGUUUGCGCAAAUCCGGUUCCACGAUACUGUGUCGCGGGGGAGACUCCUGAAUCGAUUCGGGAAAGACUUUGAAGGCAUUGACAGUCGACUCGCGGAUCAUUUUGGUCGAAGUCUCAUCUUUGCAUUGUCUUUCGUAGUUACGGUUGUGUCUGUUACUUUGGCAAGCGGUGUUCCAUCCCUCAUUGCUAUCAUUCUUCUGGGCUUCCUUUACUAUGAUGUUGCAAAGAAUUACGGACAAGCUGCUAGAGAUAUGCGGCGCCUGGACUCCGUGGCACGGUCUCCCCUUUAUUCGAUCUUUGGUGAAACCAUUGCUGGAGCGCCUAUUCUUCGAGCUUUCGGUGCUUCAUCAAAGUUUUUGCGAGACAUGCUUCGCUGUGUCGAUACGAACAUAAACCCGUACUAUUGGCAAUGGGCUGUCAAUCGCUGGCUCUCCACCCGGUUCGACCUGUUGUCCGCUGCGACCGUUGGUAUGAUAGGUCUUAUUGCCGUUUCCACCCCGACCAUCUCAGCUGCGCUCGCUGGAUUCGCUCUUUCAUUUGCUGGAGGCAUGACGUGGACAUUGUUAGUCCUGGUGCGACGGUUCGUCGGCCUUGAACAAUCUAUGGCUAGUACCCUAGCAUACUGUGUCGCCCUGGAGCGUGUCAAGGAGUAUUCGGAGCUUAAGCGCGAGCCUCCUGAAUUCAUCGAGCCACGUCCGCCAGCUUCUUGGCCAGACAGAGGUAUUAUCAGGUGCGAAAACUUGGUCGUCCGUUAUGCGCCUGAGUUGCCCGAUGUUCUUCACAACUUGAACUUUGAGGUCCACCCUGGAGAGAAGGUCGGCAUCCUAGGCCGCACAGGUUCCGGAAAGAGCACCCUUGCACUCUCGUUCUUCCGCUUCGUGGAGGCAACAGAGGGUUCCAUCAUCAUCGAUGAUCAAGACAUCUCCAAAAUGGGACUUUCGGACCUUCGUAGCAAGCUCACCAUCAUUCCUCAGGACCCUACCAUCCUUAGCGGCACUUUGCGAUCCACGCUGGAUGUAUUCGAUGAGUACGAAGAUGCGGAAAUUUUCGAGGCUCUUCGACGCGUGCAUUUGAUUCCGUCUGACACUGCCGAUGAUGUUGUCGAAAUUGAAGGUGUUGAGGUCAAUGUUAAUGUUUUCCGAAACCUAGAGUCACCAGUAUCGGAAGGAGGGGAGAACUUUUCUACGGGCGAGAAGCAGCUUUUAUGCAUGGCUCGGGCGAUCUUGAAGCGGUCAAAAGUUUUGGUCAUGGACGAGGCAACAGCAAGCGUUGACUACGCGACCGACGAGCUCAUUGGAAAGACGAUCAGAGAAGAAUUUGCAAACAGCACCAUUCUUACCAUCGCGCACCGACUGCGCACUGUCAUCGAUUAUGAUAGGGUGAUGCUCCUCGACCAAGGCAAAAUCGUCGAGUUUGACCCUCCUGCUGUCCUGCUUUCUGACCCCUCGUCUCAAUUCUACGGGUUGUGCCAGGCAACGGGUGAGAAUGAAUUUGCGAUGUUGAAGAAUCUAGCUGGGGUAUGA
Suillus subaureus is the source of this 4758-nucleotide messenger RNA. Its product is annotated as ATP-binding cassette transporter. Lineage: Eukaryota; Fungi; Basidiomycota; Agaricomycetes; Boletales; Suillaceae. The coding region runs from base 1 to 4758 and encodes 1585 amino acids. Gene Ontology annotation, biological process: transmembrane transport. Gene Ontology annotation, cellular component: fungal-type vacuole; fungal-type vacuole membrane. The transcript has 40 exons. The record is from RefSeq and is a predicted model, not a curated record. Gene Ontology annotation, molecular function: ATP hydrolysis activity; ABC-type peptide transporter activity; ATP binding.